AUGCAAACUGAACCUCGCAGGUUGAAACGAACGGCUAACGCGUGUGUUGCCUGUCGUCAGAGCAAGAUCAAAUGCUCCGGAAACGAGCCGUGCGUCAAUUGCCAAAGACGCACCCUGCCUUGUCGAUUUGUCGAAGAAAGCCGUAAGGUGUUGAUAUCGGAACGGUGUCUCCGCAAUCUGCAGACCCAGGCUAGAGAACAGGCCGGAGAAACAGGGAAACGAGCUCAUGAGGUUGCAUUUGGGGAAGCCGAAAAUGUUGUCAAUAGGCCGCGGUCACCGGGUGCCAAUUGGCCGAGUCCGUUUACCCUACCCUCCAUGACGAUGAGAAACACUCACGACAACCGAUCCCAAUGGGUCUGGUUGGCUCCAACAUCCACCUGGUCCUUCACCGCUCGCCUCACCCUGAUGAUGACCCAAAGGCUCCACCCAGACGUCACCUACGAUAUUCCAUAUUUCUUGGAUGGCGAUAUCUAUCCUUUGCAGUGGAAGACGUCUUCCGAUACUGCUCCCGACAUUACGGGUCUUCCCUCUAUGGACUACGCUCUGUAUCUCUUCAAUACAGUCAAGUUUCACCUGGGCCAGACUUUUCGGCUCCUGGAUGAAGAAGCAUUUACCUCGCACAUGCAGGAGUUCUACUACGGCGAUGCCGCAAAGAAGGCAGCUGACAGUGCGUUAUGGUUUGUUCAGUUCCUCCUAGUGCUGUCUUUUGGGAAAGCAUUCCUCGAACAAUCCAGGAAGAAGGAUCCGCCAGGUGCGGAAUACUUCAUUCGUGCCAUGUCAUUGAUGCCGGACUACAGCUCUAUCUGGGGUGAUACCCUUUUGGCAAUCGAAAUUCUGGCCCUGGCUGCUUUAUAUCUUUAUUCAAUUGACCGACGAGAGUCAGGGCAUCUCUACGCUAGCCAGGCCAUUCGCAUUGCACAGUUGGAGGGCUUACACACGGAGCUUCCAGAGGAAGAGCUCGGGCCAACAACAGUUGAUCGCUGCCGCAACCUUUGGUGGACUCUGUAUAUUAUGGAUCGACAGUUUUCUUCGUCGCUAGGCAUCCCGAUGAUUGUUCAUGAUAGCGAUAUCACGGCAUUGAUUGACUCACCAACACAGUCAUGUCAGAGAAACGCAACACUAAGUUUAAGAGUGAAAUUGUCGCGGUUGUUGUCCACCAUCCUGGGCACCGUAUACAAGACUGAAAGACGGCCAAUCGAAUCAUUCAUUGAAAAGACGAAAUCCAUUCUGAACACUAUGGCAGAUCUGGCCCGGGAACUGGAGGAGUUCAUCAAUACCAAGUUCUCGAGUCCGGUCAAUUCCAUGUCCAAAGGGAUGCGUCAUAUCUUCUUACUAUACCACCAAUGCGUUAUCCUUGCCACACGACCUUUGCUUCUGGCGGUUCUCCGGGAGCGUCUGGACACACUCGGUCUGCCUUCAGAAUGCUGUCGACGAAUCGUGCCUCUCAUGGAGACAUUGAUUAUAACGGGGAUAAAUUCUGCGACCAAAAGCCUGCAGUUGCUUAAAGCCUUGGUUGACGAGGGCCUCCUAGAGACCUUUCUCCCAUUCGACAUUGAAUUCACCUAUGGAGCCGCUAUUCACCUCACAAUGGCCACUGCCCUGGUCCCAGACUUAGCGGGGCAGCGCGACUCCAGCCAACAGGCGCAUCUGAUCCUCGACGAGGUUAUCAGCAAAGGGAACCGUGUGGCUGAAGUUCGCAAGACCGAGCUCGCUCGUUUAGAGACCCUGUUCGAGGGCCUAAGACAGCGGUAUACAAACGCGGAUAAUCCGAACACUUUAGCAGAGCCAGAUGAUAGUGUGCAUGAACAGAAUCAGGCAGCAAGCACCAUGUCUGGUAAUCAUAGGCAGGGCGAGAGCUCUCAGUUUCCGCUUCUGUCCGAGAAUGUCAACGUCCCGGACGACCAGGAUGAGCUGCCUGAGAUAGGCUUGUCUUCUUAUGAUAUCGCCGCCAUUGUGGAUCAAAUAGAUUACAAUGCUAGCCCGUCGUUCUGGCUCGCUCAGGAGGAUUUUGAAUGAUACCUUAGACAUGGCCUAUGUAGCUAUGAGCGUGACCGUCAACUUGCCAUUGAGUACAGGAUGGUUCGCUGGCGAGAUCUCAUAGCUAGGCCAGCACACACAUGGCCUUAAUGCUAGUUAUACAGCUCCAUAAACGCGACUUUACAGUG
Molecule: messenger RNA, 2165 nt
Organism: Aspergillus ibericus CBS 121593
Lineage: Eukaryota; Fungi; Ascomycota; Eurotiomycetes; Eurotiales; Aspergillaceae
Product: Zn(II)2Cys6 transcription factor
Exons: 9
Coding region: 1-2016 (671 amino acids)
Biological process (GO): positive regulation of transcription by RNA polymerase II; DNA-templated transcription
Cellular component (GO): nucleus
Molecular function (GO): zinc ion binding; sequence-specific DNA binding; DNA-binding transcription factor activity, RNA polymerase II-specific
Source: RefSeq, a predicted model, not a curated record